This is a messenger RNA of Pyricularia pennisetigena, 4830 nucleotides long. RefSeq lists its product as uncharacterized. Gene Ontology annotation, molecular function: protein kinase activity; ATP binding. Gene Ontology annotation, biological process: protein phosphorylation. Bases 1 to 4830 code for a protein of 1609 amino acids. Lineage: Eukaryota; Fungi; Ascomycota; Sordariomycetes; Magnaporthales; Pyriculariaceae. The transcript is spliced from 3 exons. The record is from RefSeq and is a predicted model, not a curated record.
AUGUAUCCAGGCGGUAGCCAAUCGCGGCCCUACCAGGUGCCUCCGCCGCCGCCCAUGUCGCCGCCGCUGGCUCAGAUGCACCAGCAGAUGAGUUUCGUACCUCCUCCACCACCUCCAUUGAACCGAUAUCAGACCACUCCCAAUCUGGGUGCGAGCGCUCCGCCCCCUCCCCCUCCCGGGCCUCCUCCGGCAAGCGCACUAAAUCCGCAAGCCCCGUGGAAUGGGGCCUGGGGUGGUGUCCCGACGCCUCGGCAAGCUUACGACAACAGGUCCGGCAUGUACGCUCAGGCGCCUAUCCAGCAAUAUAAUCCCCAGGCUCACGCUGCCACCGCGCCAGGCCUCAACAUACCCCCACCACCGCUACAGACCGACGCCCCAAUGUCAGAUACAUACAACCCUGGACAAGAUCCUAUGUUUGAUGGUUUUAUGCCAGACUUGAGCUUCGAUUUGGAACAGGAAACAAUGGGGUCUUCACAGACCUGGCAGACAACGUCAUCAUCGUCCACGAAUACCGCAUCGGUCAACGACAAUGUUCAGUCCAACCCUCCCGCAGAGGAGAGAACACGGAGAAACAAUUCGGCGAGUAUUACGGGCACCCAGUCCAGCAGUAAUGUUCCUGGCAUUCCUAGCGACAUAACCGCCGCCUGGACGCUUGAUAAAGUCAUCGCCUGGCUCCAAAUGAACAGUUUCUCCCGGGACUGGCAAGAAACGUUCAAGAGCCUCAACAUCCAUGGUGCACAGUUUCUUGAGCUUGGCAGUGGACACUUUGGCCGGGGCAACUUUGGCAUGAUGCAUCAACAGGUGUACCCCAAACUUGCCAAAGUUUGCACCGCAAGCGGAACUGGCUGGGAUCAGCCACGGGAGCGCGAAGAAGGAAAACGUAUGCGGCGCCUCAUCCGUGGCCUCGUACACGCCCGAGCUGUACCAGACUCGGCCCGGGUCUCAAGUUCACACGGAAGGCAAGGAUCCGUCAAUUCUCGCGGGAAUGAAAAGGGCACCGGACAUGAUGGCAGCGAUUCUCCCAAUACUCCCAUAACGAAGACACCCGGUUCUCAGUCCCGAUCAACCACGAUACCCAUGUUCCCCGAUGGUUCCUCGUUCUCCAACCACAGGGGCGUACUCAAGAACAUCGACAUUGAUCGCCAUAGCAGCCCAAAAUUGAAUGGGGACAGUCCUGCCGCCAGUCCGAAUCCGGUCAUGGCAUCAUCAACUCCAAAAUCGUCAACAUUGUCUCUAUCACCACAUUCAAGUAGGUUCGGCAACGUGAGAAACAGUACCGACUCGGUCAAAGCUAUAUAUGGCUCCGGCAUACCUGCAGACGCGCAAAAGAUGAUGAGCAACAGUAAUCUUGACGAGCUCAUCAACGGCCGUGGCGCGCGGCAAUCUCCAUCCGACUUGGGCGAAAACUCGGCCGGCACCGACUCGCCUGUUAGUGCCAGGGACACCAAGCUACCGUUCAGACAACGCAUGCAGGCCAAAGAUAUAGACGGUAACCUGUCUUCACCGAACGGUGACACACCGCUAAGUCCACAGAUGUAUAGAAACGGUCUUGGUCUGGAUGAAUUCCACCUACGGUUUAAGAGGCCCGGCGGCAGCAUCUACCUUCUGGCCACAGCUGAUGGCUGGAACUAUAGAAUGGUAGAUGUGACAGACGUCGAGACUGUUCUUGAUCUGAGGUCUGAGAUCAGUAAGGGCUUGGGCAUUCAAGAUGAAGACGGGGUUGAGUUCUAUCUCACCGAACUUGGGAAGAGCGAUCACAGCCAACCGUUGGACGAUAAUCAGUUAAUGAACCACAAAAGGUCCAGAGCGGACGCAGAAGGCACGCUAAAGUUGUUUGUCAAGCCCCCACCCAUGUCACAGCAGUCGACAUUGCUGGCGGGUGAGACUGGGCAACGACACAAAUUUGGCUCCUCGGCUUCCAUGUCGAGGCAAAACACUUCGAAGGACGACUUAUCAGAAGAGGCACGCCUUAGAGCUCAAAGGGAGUACAAAGCAGAGAUUGACCGAAAAGGCCGGGAAUAUCUUGCUAUACGUAAGGCUAAACUUGAGAGCAAUAAUAAUGGGCUGAGCCCCUCGACCGAGGGUAUUGGAAUUGUAGGCAAGCCGGUCGAUUUCGAUACGCCUCGCCACUCUCCCUACGAGGACAAAAACACAGACAGGAUGUUCCCGAGUCGCAACGCUCCUGCUCCACCGGUUGCCCCCUCGGCCACGUUGAACAGAGUGAACUCAUUGAUGACGGGCCAAAGAAGGGGCCAGGGAAGUAUGGAAGGGUACCCAUCUCAGCGCGUACCUUCAGGUGUGGGCACGAGUACUUCGCCGAAAGAAAUGUCCGAGGACCGCCGAAGACAACAAAUGUCGGGCUCCCAGCCCAUGGGAGGCAUUACCGGCGCCCUGGUGGACAUGGGCAGAAACAUGGGUGGAGUUGCUCUUCCCAGCAGAGGCGUCAGUGCAAACAACGUACCUGGGAAACCUUCACCCCCCUAUCGCGUUGCGACUGCCCCAGUUGGUGGCCGAGACUUCGUGCCACCUGACAAUCGAGGUAAGAGUUCGCAGGCCAUAGUGACACCUGGCACUGGGCAGCGUGGAUCCGGGUCUGGCCUUGACAGUAUACCAUCAGGGUCACCUGGAUCUAUCACUUGGAGUCGUGGCAAUCUUCCUUUCAUUAUACCAGACUACUCACCCAAUGGCACACGCCGCUUGCGCGGAGAUGGGUGGUCUGAUUCCAGGCGUAGUAGUCUUUUGAGCACUGAACUAACGGAUGCAGCUGCUUUUCCUCGCUCGCAAACCGCCGGAGAUUUGUCUCCUAUCUCCCAAAUGCCCGCCAACUUCGCCGCCUACCAGGAACCGAACUCACCCCCACGGGGUUUCGGCGCCCCUCCUGCCUUUUCGACGGAGACUCACAGGAGGACAUUGUCUGGUCCUGACAUUGAUUUCACAGAACCCGAAGUUAGCUUCGACAGGCCAGCGCCGUCCACGGCACAAAACGAGGCUCAGUCUGACGACGACUCGGGCGACGACUCUGACGAUGGCCUCUUUGUCAUCCCUAUUGCGGCCCGCAAAGCUUCGAUGAAGAAAGCAAAAUCGCGAGCCUCUGUGACUUUUGACCCUUCGGACAGCGGGGAUGGCAAACGGCCAGCUCUCACUGUCAACACCACAAGGGAUCGAAAAUCUGUCUCCUUCAACUCGCCUCAGUCCGCCCGCACUGGCGAUGAUGACGAUGACUCGGGGCUACAGAGGCGGACGCCCAAGUCAGAUAGGUGGGACUCUGAGGAUGGCAAGCUGGGAAGACGGAAAUCUUUCAAGAUGGAUGUGUGGGCCAACCGUCCGCCAGCUGAAGCGCUUAUCAACAACCUCGAGGACUUCUUCCCUGGAAUGGAUGUUGAUCAGCCGGUCCUCGAAGAAGGGGACCAAGAGCAAAACAUUGACGGAACACCAGCGGCACCUUCUCCCAUCGCCGAGGUUGAUGAGACACAGUCACCUGGCCAUUUACAGAUCAGCGCUACGCCAUUGAACUCUCUUCCUCCAUCGAGGGUGCAAUCAAUGUACAACGAAAGUGACACGCUUGGCUCGGACGAGUCUACGCUGAAGGCGCUCGAGCGCCCACCCAGUUUCCAGAGCCUGGCUCAACGCAGCGUGCGCCGCUCCGGCGGUCUCGGAAGAAUGAAGUCCAUUCGAGAGAAAGCCAGAGGUGCACACGAGGCGCACAAACGAUAUACGCAGACGUCGAUGGCAGCACCGCAUGGUUUGAGCCGCUCAAGCGGUGGCCCUGCCAAUGAGAGCCAGCCUACCCAGAACACGUCCUCGGCGCUAUUGCGACGCAAGUCGACCAAGAUGUUUAAUGCAAACAUUGUACAAAUUCGACCUAACAGGGACUCGAUGCUGGUGCCAUACAUCCCACAGGAUUCUAUCUCGUCCUCGUCGCGGGGAGCCCCGAAGCACCCGACCACUUUCCGCUGGUUCAAGGGUCAACUGAUCGGCAAGGGCACUUACGGACGAGUAUACCUGGGUAUGAACGCCACUACCGGCGAGUUCUUGGCGGUCAAGGAGGUCGAGGUCAACCCGCGAGCAGCAGCCGGCGACAAGAAGCGCAUGAAGGAGCUUGUUGCGGCUCUUGACCAAGAGAUCGAGACCAUGCAGCAUCUGGACCAUGUGAACAUUGUGCAGUACCUGGGUUGCGAGCGGAAGGAGACGAGCAUUUCAAUCUUCCUAGAGUAUAUUUCUGGUGGCUCCAUCGGGUCGUGUCUGCGCAAGAACGGCAAGUUUGAGGAGUCAGUGGUGCAAUCGCUCACGCGGCAGACGCUGUCGGGUCUGGCAUACCUUCAUCGCGAGGGCAUCUUGCACCGUGAUCUCAAGGCGGACAACAUCUUGCUCGACGUGGACGGCACAGCUAAGAUUUCUGAUUUUGGUAUUUCGAAGAAGACGGACAACAUUUAUGGCAACGACAAGUCCAACUCUAUGCAGGGCUCCGUGUUUUGGAUGGCACCCGAGGUUAUCCGGUCGCAGGGCGAGGGAUACUCGGCAAAGGUGGACAUUUGGUCGCUUGGUUGCGUGGUUCUGGAGAUGUUUGCGGGUCGCAGGCCGUGGGCCAAGGAAGAAGCCGUCGGUGCGAUUUAUAAGAUUGCGAACGGCGAAAUCCCACCUAUUCCGGAAGACGUGCAAGACACCAUCAGCCCCAUCGCGGUGGCUUUCAUGAUGGACUGCUUCACAGUCGAUUCCCACGACCGUCCAACAGCAAACAAGCUGCUAUCACAGCAUCCGUUCUGCGAGCUCGAUCCGAACUAUAACUUCCUUGACUCGGAACUUUACGCCAAAAUUAGAGGAACUUACUGA